This is a messenger RNA of Xenopus laevis (African clawed frog), 4066 nucleotides long. It is a transcript of the gene aldh5a1.L, whose product is annotated as aldehyde dehydrogenase 5 family member A1 L homeolog. Gene Ontology annotation, molecular function: succinate-semialdehyde dehydrogenase (NAD+) activity; succinate-semialdehyde dehydrogenase [NAD(P)+] activity; oxidoreductase activity. Gene Ontology annotation, cellular component: mitochondrion. The coding region runs from base 230 to 1750 and encodes 506 amino acids. The record is from RefSeq and is a predicted model, not a curated record. The transcript is spliced from 10 exons. Gene Ontology annotation, biological process: succinate metabolic process; GABA catabolic process. NCBI's taxonomy places the organism in Eukaryota, Metazoa, Chordata, Amphibia, Anura, Pipidae.
GACUCGCCCCCACCCUGCUGCCUUUCUCUCUGCACUUUGCCUGGUCUGUGGAUGUCAACCUUAUGGGGAGGAGCAGCUAGGGAUUGUUGUGUUUAUAGUCUGGGGGGUUCGGGAGGAAGGAAUAGCAGAGGCUGGACCAAGAAUCAGAUCAUCUGAUCGCAUUUACUCUAAAGCUUUGAUCGUGUGAGUGUCGUAUUGCUAAUAGUGAAGCAGAUCUGGGCUGCGGUGGAUGAUGUUUGUCCGGCUGUCUGUCUCUGGUAUCCGCUACCUCCCUUGUAGAAUGUCUUCUUCCCUAUCCUCGUCGCUGCUGCUGCGAUCUGCUGCUUAUGUGGGUGCUUCUUGGCUGCCAGCCUCCCACUCUGUCACCUUCCCUGUGCUGGACCCGGCUACUGGAUCAGAACUGGCGCAAGUCUCUGACUGUGGCCCCCCGGAAUGCAGGGAGGCAAUAAAGGCAGCCUCUGAAGCCUUCAAGUCAUGGAGAGAAGUGUCAGGCAAGGAGAGGAGUGUGCUGUUGCGGAGGUGGUAUGAUUUAAUGAUCCAGAAUAAGGAGGAUCUUGCCAAGAUUAUCACAGCUGAAAAUGGUAAGCCAUUGAAGGAGGCACUCGGUGAAAUCCUCUAUGCAGCCGGCUUUUUGGAAUGGUUUUCAGAAGAGGCACGUCGUGUAUAUGGGGAUGUCAUUCCUGUGCCAGUUAAGGACAGAAGAGUUGUGGUUCUCAAACAGCCUGUAGGAGUUGCAGCAAUCAUCACCCCAUGGAACUUUCCCAGUGCUAUGAUAACCAGAAAGGUGGGAGCUGCUCUUGCUGCUGGAUGCACUGUUGUUGUGAAGCCUGCUGAGGACACCCCAUUAUCUGCAUUAGCACUUGCGGAGUUGGCCCAGCAGGCUGGAAUCCCAGCUGGAGUUUAUAAUGUUGUCCCUUGUUCAAGAGAGAAAACUCCAGCAGUUGGGCAAACCCUGUGCACUGAUCCUGCUGUCAGCAAAAUUUCCUUUACUGGUUCCACUGCAACAGGAAAGAUCCUGCUCCACCAUGCAGCUGACUCUGUGAAGAGGGUGUCGAUGGAGCUUGGAGGACAUGCACCAUUUAUUGUGUUUGAUAGUGCAAAUGUUGACCAAGCUGUUGCCGGGGCUCUUGCUUCAAAAUUUCGGAACUCUGGUCAAACAUGUGUGUGCUCAAACAGAUUUCUGGUGCAGAAAGGGAUACACGAUGCAUUUGUGAGCAAACUUGCAGCACUCAUGAAGAAGGAGUUGCGACUUGGACACGGGUUUGGUGAUGGAGUAACACAGGGUCCUCUCAUUAAUGAAAAAGCAGUCCAGAAGGUGGAGCAACAUGUGAGCAAUGCUGCGUCUCUUGGUGCUCGAAUUGAAGCUGGAGGGAAACGUUCCGCCGUUGGGAAGAAUUUCUAUGAACCAACUCUGCUCAGUAAUGUAACCACAAACAUGCUGUGCACACAAGAAGAGACAUUUGGUCCUUUAGCGCCAGUCAUAAAAUUUGACACAGAAGAAGAAGCCAUUGCCAUUGCAAAUUCAGCCAAUGUUGGCUUAGCAGGAUAUUUUUACUCUCAAGAUCCAGCACAAAUCUGGCGGGUGGCUGAACGCCUGGAAGUAGGGAUAGUUGGAGCGAAUGAAGGGUUGCUGUCAUCUGUGGAGUGCCCAUUUGGCGGUGUGAAACAGUCUGGCAUUGGUCGGGAAGGGUCAAAAUAUGGUAUUGAUGAGUAUUUAGAAGUGAAAUAUGUAUGCUUUGGAAGUCUAUAAUAUAAAGAAGAACACUGAACUCACUAAGGGCCAUGUUAAAUGAGUUAACCAGUGCUCAUUUACAAGUGCAGGGUGCAAAAACUUUUUUUGCAAGAGGUUGUAUUUUUUUAUUUACAAUGCAGCUUUUUACCCCCAUUAUACCCUAGUAACCAUAGUAGCAAGGUGGUGAUUCACCCAAUGAAAUUGCAGCUGAUUGUACAUGAACUUCAGUGCAAAUCAUUGUGUCUGCUGGCAUCAUUUCUGCUGUUCAGCUUUAUGAAUACCUUUAAUGAAUGAGCCCCAAUUUGUGCAACAUUAAAUGAACCCUACUGUUUUUAUUUAUAAAUUGCUGGAUCUCUACUAGUUUGAUCUUAUUCUGGUACAUUGUACUUUGUAAGUGAUUUAUUCUGGUACAUUGGACUUUGUAAGUGACUUAUUCUGGUACAUUGGACUUUGUAAGUGACUAGAAAACAAUGUUUUAUAUAGCGAGAGCCAAGAAAUUUUCGGUUAACCGCACACUAACGCACCUGCACUGCAUUAAAAUAUUGCAAGGGCUUGCCCUGCAGCCUAAAAUCCUGUGUGCCGGCGAAAUUCUCUUUUAUAUAGCGAGAGUCCAAUAUAAAAUUAGAAAAUGAGCACUCUAGUUCAUACCCUAAUAAACACUUUACUUAGAGACUCUGGACAGUUGGGUCUUAAGAACUGUGUCUCAAUUUGUAUGAUGCAGUAGAGUAAUGAAUGCUUUGUCGGUGAGUAUAGCCUGAAAGACGUCAUUGUUGUGUACUAUAAAAGUACUUCUUAUGUGAAUGUGUGAGGCAUUUGGCGGUCAUGAGACUGAUUUAAUUUUUUUGGUUUGACUCUUGCAGGGUUAUGUAAUAAAAAAUGUUAAGUUUGCUCACAUCUAGUAACCCAUAGCAACCAAUCAGAAGUUGCUACCUGCUGAUUGGUUGCUUCGGGUUACUUGACAAGACCUUUUGUAACAUCACUUCUUAUGUAACUGACAGUUAAAUUAAGCACAAUUUUGUAAUUUUAGUACAGGUUUGACCAGCGCUUGUGUAUUUUAUGCCUUUUUAUCAGCAAGCAAACUUACAAUCACAUUGCUUAGCUGACUUGAUAAGUAACAAUACUACUUUCUUAUUGCAGGUAUGGUUAUAACAUGAGCAUAAUGCUAUUUUCCUUUACUGACAUUUAUAAAUGGUAUAUAUAUUGUUGCCAAGGAGGAAUAGCAGUGUGUCAGAAGCUAUAUGUUUGUCUACAAACUGGCUUGUUUUUAAUGAUGGCAUAUUUUAAUUGGCAGUCACUAUAGUCUUUGUACUUUAUUGAUUUGUAAAAUUUUAAUUUGCAAUACAGAUGCAAUCUACAAGGUGUGUAUUGUGCAUUGAAGUGUUCGUUUUAUUGAUGUGUUGGUUUAAAUAAAAAACAUAUUUUUAAAUCCUCUCGUGAGGUAGAAGUUGGGGCUAGUGUCUGGCCAUACUGUGUAUAGAUGGGCAAGGAUGUAAGAGGCAUAUAUAUAUAUAUAUAUAUAUAUAUAUAUAUAUAUAUAUAUAUAUAUAUAUAUAUAUAUAUAUAUAGAUGUAUAUAGUAUUUUACAUCUCACCCAGCCUGGUGUGUUGACUGGAUGCUCUCAGCAAGUGAAGGGCAAGCAAAAGCAAAAGAUUCUUGAAUCAGAUGCAGAUACCAAAGGCCUCUGCACAGUAAUGUAGUUGAUACAUUUCUGAAUUCAUAUAGUUAAUAAUUUUCUAAAAUUUCAGAAUGUGCUUCGCAUAUUAGAACUCUGAUCCUUAAUAAAAGAGAGAGGAGGGGGUUCUUGAUCUUAUACCUCUAAUACAUGAUUCAUUUUAGAUUGUAAUCUCUAAUGAGCAAAGCCAGCUGUAUCUACUUCAUUCAGUAUGUGUAUGGGAUCUUCGUGUUUAAUGUCUACACCCUUCUGUUGUACAUCUCUGCGGAACAUGCUGCAGCUUAAUAAAUUAUUUUUAAUAAUCUCUCUAAAGAUUCUAACAUAGAAAUGCUUACAUACCAGUGCUGUAACCUGACUUUGCCAAAUAUAUAUAUAGAUAGUAAAGUGCUUUUUACUUGUACAUUCUGUGUAUGUUUUUUCUUGUAGCAUUUUAAAAUUUGUAAAUGUGAAGUAUAUUGAUUUAUAAAAAAUAUAUUUUAUCAGGAACUUGCACAAUAAAAACUACUGUGACAUAAACAAUGCUAUGUUAACCUACUUUGAAGACAUUGUUUCUGAUGUGUAUGUCUUUCUAUGUCCUGCUAAUAAUAGUUUGAGUGUUCAUCUUGCUUUUUGUUUUAGAAAAUAAUUAUUUUAGUAAUGAUAAAUAAACGUGCCAAAACUAA